AUGAGAGCAUGUCUUUUAUGGACAAUUAACGACUUCCCUGCGUAUGCUAUGUUAUCUGGGUGGAGUACAAAGGAAAAAUUGGCUUGUCCAUGUUGUAAUGAUGAAACUUCUUUUAUAUAUCUGAAACAUAGCCACAAGACUGUUUAUAUGGAUCAUCGAAGGGUUUUACCCAUGAACCAUCCAUGGAGACAUAAUAAAAGAUCUUUCAAUGGGAAAACUGAACUUAGGUCUCCACCGCAGUUGUUAGAUGGAACAACUGUAUUUCAUAUAUUGCAAGGGGUAGAUAAUUCUUUUGGGAAGAAGCAAAGGAGAUCAAAGAAUGGCAUUUCAAAUUGGAAAAAGCGGUCAAUCUUUUUUGAUUUACCAUAUUGGAAGUUCAACAUGUUUAGACACAACCUUGAUGUUAUGCACAUAGAGAAGAAUAUAGUUGAUAGCAUAAUUGGAACUCUUUUGGAUAUUUCUGGAAAGUCAAAAGAUCAUGCAGCUGCGCGUUUUGACCUUAAAGACAUGGGUAUUAGGAAAAACCUUCAACCAAGAGAUACGAAUGAUGGUAAAAGAACUAAGUUAGCAAAGGCAUGCUUCUCAAUGACUGCAGCAGAGAAAACAAUCUUUUGUAGUGUGUUAAAAGGGGCAAAGUUACCAGACGGCAGCGCUUCCAAUAUCGCUCGAUGUGUGCAGCAAACAGAAAAGAAGAUUUCUGGUUACAAGACCCAUGAUGCUCAUUUCAUGUUACAUUACUUGUUGCAAGUACCGAUUAAGAGCAUACUUCCUGACCAUGUUGCCAUCGCUUUAGUUCGCUUAUGUUCAUUUUUUCACCGGAUAUGUCAGAAGGUAAUUAGCCUAGAUGAGGUAGUUAACUUAGAAGCAGAGAUUGCUAAGACAUUAUGCCAAUUGGAGAGGAUUUUUCCUCCAAGAUUUUUUGACAUAAUGGUGCACUUGCCUAUCCAUUUGGCAAAUGAAGUGAGGUUAGGUGGUCCAGUUCAAUAUCGUUGGAUGUACCAUGUUGAACGAUAUAUGUGCACACUAAAAUCGUAUGUUCGUAACAGAAGUCAUCCAGAAGGAUCCAUUGUCGAAGGAUAUUUGGCGAAUGAGUGUAUUAAUUUUUGCUCAAGUUAUUUGCAUGAAGAUAUCCAGACAAGAUUCAACAAAGUCCCUCGAAACAAUGAUGAGUAUGUUUCAGAUGAGCUGCGAACUCCGAGUUUGUUUCCAAGCAAAGGAUGUCCUUUGGGUAGAAAAAUGGGAGAUUUGUUCAUGUUAGAUGAAAAAUCAGAAAUACAAGGUCAUGCAUACAUCCUAAACAAUUGUGAUAAGAUCAAAGUCUACAUGAGAGAGCAUGAGGAGGCAGUAAAUGACAACAAUCCACGAAGAACAAAGUGGGAGAAAGCCAAAGACCAUAGUCAACAGUUCUCAGAAUGGUUUAAAACUCGUGCCAUGAAAAAGGAUGUGCCUGGUUGGGCAAAAGUGUUGGCUAGGGGUCCAAAUAGAGUUGCAAAAAGAUUUUCAGGUUAUGUUAUCAAUGGGUAUAGGUUCCAUACAAGGCACCGUGAUGUGAGACGUAAAACCCAAAAUAGUGGUGUCACAUUGGAGGCAUUGACUCCUAGUUUUGCUACUGUGAAAGAUAAGAACCCAAUUGAAGCAAAAGUAACCUACUAUGGUAGAAUAGUUGAUAUGUUUGAAUUAGAUUAUUAUGGCCAAUUUAAGAUAGUCCUGUUUAAGUGUGAGUGGUAUACAGUUGCAAAAGACAAUUUUGGUCUCUCAUAUGUGUAUUUCAGUAAAAAAUGCUAUCAAGAAGAACCAUUUGUCCUAGCAUCCCAAGUAAACCAAUGCUUUUAUGUGCAAGACCCAUAUGUGAGUGAUAAACACUAUGUUAUGAAAACAAUUCCAAGAGAUUUAUUUAGGAUAAGUGAUGACCUUGAGUCUGAUUCCCCCAUAAUAUAUGCAAGGGAGCCAUGUGAACCUAAAGUGAUUCCCAGUCUCCCAAAUGAUAAUGGCGAAGUUGAUCUAGUGAGGAAUGAUCUACGAGCAACUAUUAUAGAUGUGGCUCCAAAUAUGUUUGCCAAACAACGUGGUGAGGAAGAUGAUGAGGAAAGCGAAUACGAGUACAUAGAGGACUUUGAUUCUGAAACUUCUUGA
Molecule: messenger RNA, 2133 nt
Organism: Arachis ipaensis
Lineage: Eukaryota; Viridiplantae; Streptophyta; Magnoliopsida; Fabales; Fabaceae
Source: RefSeq, a predicted model, not a curated record